This is a messenger RNA of Asterias rubens (European starfish), 1816 nucleotides long. RefSeq names its product rab9 effector protein with kelch motifs-like. The record is from RefSeq and is a predicted model, not a curated record. NCBI's taxonomy places the organism in Eukaryota, Metazoa, Echinodermata, Asteroidea, Forcipulatida, Asteriidae. Bases 97 to 1452 code for a protein of 451 amino acids. Gene Ontology annotation, molecular function: protein binding. The transcript is spliced from 7 exons.
AGGCGCCGCGGCGGCGCUCUUUAUGCGUGGUUGAUAACUUUACCAUACUCCUAGCCCUACAACCUAAUUCACCAACAAGGUUUGUUUGCCAGCACAAUGGAGUUGAACCCCGUUCUUGGACCAGGGGAUUGCCCCCAGCCAGGCAUGUGGUAUGUAAUAUCCUCGAUGGGCCAACACCCUAGCAUGAGGGUCGGUCAUACCUGUUCUCACAUCCCCAGGAAGACUACCGAUGACAAGGGAAGGCUUCUGGUGAUAGGGGGCGCUGAUCCAAGCGGAGCUUACGGAGACUCGUAUCUUCUGGAUCUCGAUGCUUACCAGUGGUCCACACCAGACUACAGUGGCCUUAGGCCAAGAUAUGAGCAUGCAGUCUUUCAACCAGUCGGUCAACCGAGCAAGAUCUUUGUUUUCUGCGGUGCGGACCAAGGGAGAAACAUGAAUGACAUCCAGGUGCUAGACCUUGAUGAAGGAAAGUGGACCACUGCAGACGUCACUGGUACCCCUCCCUCUCCAAGGACGUGUCGUAAUUGCGCUUCUAGUGGUGACAAGCUCUACGUGUUCUGUGGUGGUCAUCAGGGGGCGGAGCCUGUCAGUGAUAGACAGCUGUAUAUCUUCGAUGCAGCUAGUAUGGCGUGGACAAAUCCUGAUGUCAAGGGAAAGAAACCAACCUGUCGUCAUGGUCACGUGAUGGUUGCUGUGGGAAACAAAAUAUACCUGCAUGGUGGAAUGGCACGAGAGACAUUCUUCAACGACAUGCAUGAAUUUGACACAAGAACCUUAACGUGGAAACAAGUACGAUGUAAAGGAGACAUACCGUUGGGAUGCACUGCUCAUGGGGCUGUUGCCGUGGGCAACAAGAUCUUUAUGUUUGGUGGGAUGUCACCUAACGGAGCAUUGGAUACUGCCUAUAUGUUUGAUACUUCAAAUUCCCGUUGGCGACAAGUAAAAAUAGAAGGCGCACCUCCUGCAAGUCGCCUGGACUUUGCGGUGUGCACCGCGCGGCUGUACUACGACCAACCAACAACAGACGAUGCUCAGGCUCCCGAUUCAGAAACUCUAUCUGCUAUCGUUAAUGCAGCCACCGCAGGCACAGCUGAAACAGAGACACCAAGCAAUGAUGAUGUGAAAUCAACCAUAGAGCAAGGAACAGCAAUUGUUGGAUCUGAACCAGCCCCAACAGACUCUAGAGGGGACUCAAGAGGGGACAAUUUCGGCGAAAACAAAACAUUACCAUCAGAGAGUGCUUGUGCUUCAACCUCUGGCACCACAGUUGAUGUUUUCCCACCAGAGGAGGGCGCUGUUGCGUCGACUACCGAGGGGUCAUCAGCUGGUACCCAGGGGUCAAUAGCUGGUGACCAAGGAAACUGUUUAGUCCUGGUUGUACAUGGAGGCAUGGAUACGCAAGGGGAGGUAUUCGAUGACUGUCUUGUACUAAGGUUAGACGAUUUGUUAUGAUCUGUUACCCCUCCCCCUCCCUUCCCCCCCCCCCAACACACACCGAGUCUUGUUUACGCCUGCAACCAUGGACCUCCUAUUGUCCCUCUUGUUUUUAAAGAGCUGUUUUGCAUUAGCUCCCAUUGAGCUAUUUUGCAACAGCUCUUAUUGGUUUUGUAUCUGUUUUCCAACUGUGGACCUUUCCUGAAUCGUGGACCUCCAGAAUUGUGGACCCUAUUGUAUACCGACUCACACGUCCCCAAGGUCAUGCCUACCCAGUUCUCCAAAGAUCCGCGUUUUAGCUGAGAUUGGUGAAUUGAGUACUCAAGCCCAGGGCCCAAUUUCAUAGAACCGCAUUAAGCACAAAAAGUAGCUAAGCUUGACA